UAAAUAUUUGAACAUUUUCAUAUUCACACUAUUCAAAGUCAACAUGGCAUUCAGAGAGAUGUUUGUUUUGCUUCCUAUCCUUGGAUUUUUUCUCUUUAACAUUGAGGAAACCUAUUCAACCCCUCUUCCUAAGACCUCAAAGGCCUCGGAUCUGACUGCUUUUAAACCUCUUGAGCUUAACAUGCGCCAGGAUUCUGGAAUUCUCUCAGAUGAAGCUGGCCUUGCUUUGGACUGGGUUGAAAAGUCCUUAGAAACUCGCAUAAAGAGAUCCCCUAAGAAAGGGAAAAGGAGAGGAAAGAAAGACAAUAGUUCUGAAGAAUCCUCAGAAGAAAGUUCUGAAGAAGCUACUACCAACGCUACUACCAACGCUACUACUACUACUACUACUACUACUGGAUAAGCUUGGCAAAACUAGAUUUCAAAACAUCCUAAGCUUUUGCAAACCAUUGAAGACAACAUCUGCCGAUGCACAAAUUAUGAUUAAAAAAUCACAUUUCUAAUCGAUUUCUUAAUAAGCAUAACAAAUUUGUUAACUUUUUUCGAUUGCACGUUUUUCAAAAAUAAAUAUUCGAUUUUUUCAUAUA
Messenger RNA from Eurytemora carolleeae, 584 nucleotides. RefSeq lists its product as uncharacterized. The record is from RefSeq and is a predicted model, not a curated record. The coding region runs from base 44 to 400 and encodes 118 amino acids. Lineage: Eukaryota; Metazoa; Arthropoda; Copepoda; Calanoida; Temoridae. The transcript has 6 exons.